UUACACUUGCCAGGAAACUGACACAUAGAUGAGUGUGACGAGUCCACCAUACACUGUAAUAUACAAACAUGCAGUAUACACAUCUCUCGCUGAAGAGCACCUACAGCUUUGUGAACACUAGCAACGUUAAUGUUAGUGGAGCUGUUCGUCACACAGAUUCCAUUGAAUAAUGGCGACUCAAACACAGGUUGUUGGCAAGUCAGGAUUUGCUGACAACUGGCAAGCCGGGAAGACCCUUGCAGAAUGUAAUCUGCGCAUGUUCAGUGCUGAAGAUUCCUGUGACGUCACUUUUCAAGUCGGAAGUACGAGUCAUGUGAUCAAGGCUCACCGCUACGUGCUCAUCAGCAGAAGCUGUGUGUUCCAUUCCAUGUUGUCUGGGUCCCGUUCGAAGAAGUCCGACAUCAUUGUCCCGGAAAUAGAGUACCAUCACUUCAAACAAUUUCUUGUAUACCUCUACACCGACAGCACGCACGUUGACGUUGACAAUGCACCAGCUUUACUGUACAUCUCCAGGAAGUACGCCAUAAACACGUUAGAAUCACGUUGCCUGGAAUUCCUCGAGGAACACCUCUCAGCCGACAAUGCCUGUAUGAUUCUAAAGGCGGCUCAUCGUUUUGGCCAAAGUGAGUUGUACCAGAAAGCCUUGACUUUAGUAAAGGAUGAGGGUGAAAGAUCAUUACAGUCCCCUGAUUUUCUGGCACUGGGUCAAUCGUUGGUGGACCAGAUCGUGGAAUCGGAUGACCUCGUUGCUCGAGAGCAUGUUGUCUUUAACGCCGUCAACAGUUGGGCAGAGGCCGAGUGUAGACGCAAAGGAAGGGAGGCAACUCCCGACGCCAAGAGAUCACUUCUGGGUGGGACAUUAAUGAAAGUUCGUUUUCCGCUUUUAGAACAUGCAUUCCUAAGGGAAGAGGUGAAAACCAGCGGUCUUUUGACUGACUCCGAGCGUCUUAAGAUAUUCGAUUACACAGCAAAUUCAGCAUCUGACUUCAAGCUGUUUAAUACAAAACCGAGAGCAAGAUAUCACAAAACGCCCAUACACUAUGUCAAAAGACUGACAUCAAUGUAUAAAGGGUAUUCUUGGAAGUACAGUGGCAAACAUGAUGCCAUAGCCUUCUAUACCAACAGGAGGUUGAUGUUAAUUGGGUACCAGCUGUAUGGUCCCUACAGCACUACUGGCGAUUGUGUGUACAGUGUAACCUCCUUUCUUGGGAACGACGACACAGUCCUAAACUCCAAGAUUCAGGACACCGUAGAGUAUAAGGUUCGAGACCGCGUUUAUGAUGUGAUGCUGGAGAACCCCAUAACCAUCACGGCGGGAGACUGGUACACUCUGGCAGUGAAGAUAAAAGGACCCAUCACACCCAGGGGAGAUGGUGGAGCUGAACAGGUGGUGUGCGAUGACGGAGUUCAGUUUAACUUCAGGAACUCCAAUCACAGCAAAAAUGGCACAAAGGCUUACAUAUGGACAGAUACCAUCUCUCAUCUACCGCCUAGUGUAAAGCUACAUUGUGACCUUUGACAACGGACUCAAAAUGAUUUUGUUGAAUUUCGGUUUUGAACCACGACAUAGUGUACUUUGAUCGUGCUGUCACGGAACAAAUUAACCAAGCAUACUUUCAUUGUUGGCAUUGUGUGUAUUUACGCUUACUUUAAAAAUUACUCUGUCAUUUAUGUGUAAAGUGGCAAGAGUGUUAUCAAUGUGUGUUAUAAGAUCUCGUUACGUGUGAAUAUUAACUGAUUAGAUGGUCAACUAUUACCUUCCUGAAGGCAUGAGUGAACGAGCUUCACCCUGCCGAAAACGAAAAUAAGUUCUCACACAAGCCUGCACAUUCUGGUGCAUUUUGGAGGCACAUUAGUGGCUGAUCAGUCAGUUUUAUACCUAAUCUGCAGGUACAUGGUACCGGGGGCAUAUUAUUCCCUGACAUCUCCUGUGUUCAAGAUUUGAUACUAGAAUGUUUGGACGAAGCUGGAUACAUUGUUAUCAUUUGCUUACAUUAUAUAAGAUCGUGUAGGGUUUGAUAAAUGAUACCUGUCAUAUAUAGUAUGACCAGAAAUUAUAGAGAAUUUUA
Molecule: messenger RNA, 2069 nt
Organism: Haliotis rubra (blacklip abalone)
Lineage: Eukaryota; Metazoa; Mollusca; Gastropoda; Lepetellida; Haliotidae
Product: BTB/POZ domain-containing protein 6-like
Exons: 3
Coding region: 170-1519 (449 amino acids)
Biological process (GO): neurogenesis
Cellular component (GO): cytosol
Molecular function (GO): protein binding
Source: RefSeq, a predicted model, not a curated record